GCCUCACUUUCUUUCUUCUUGAUCCCUAUACCAUCAGUUGUUCAACACUGAUACUUCCUGCUGUUUCCUUACUCUUCCAAUUCACCACACAACCCACCACCGCCAAAAUGCCCGGUGUUGUGAAAGGACCCAGAACCUUGUACGACAAGGUCUUCCAGGACCACAUUGUCAACGAGAGAGAUGACGGCACAAUCUUGCUUUACAUCGAUAGACAUUUGGUCCACGAAGUCACAUCUCCUCAGGCCUUUGAGGGCCUCAGAAAUGCCAACAGACAGGUCAGAAGACCUGACUGCACCCUUGUCACCACCGACCACAAUGUGCCUACGUCAUCAAGGAAAAACUUCAAGAGCGCUGCCACAUUUAUCGAGGAGGAUGAUUCGAGAUUACAAUGCACCACUCUCGAGGACAAUGUGAAGGAGUUCAACCUCACAUACUUCGGUAUGGGAGACAAGAGACAGGGAAUUGUUCACAUCAUUGGCCCUGAGCAGGGCUUCACUCUCCCCGGCACAACAGUCGUCUGUGGUGACAGUCACACCUCGACCCACGGUGCUUUCGGUUCGCUCGCUUUCGGUAUCGGCACCAGUGAGGUGGAGCACGUGCUUGCCACCCAGACCCUCAUCACUCAGCGCAGCAAGAACAUGCGUGUGCAGGUAGAUGGCCAGCUUGCUCCCGGUGUCAGCAGUAAGGACAUUGUUCUUUACGUUAUCGGUCAGAUUGGUACUGCUGGUGGUACCGGCUCUGUCAUCGAGUUCUGCGGUUCCGCCAUUCGCAGCCUUUCAAUGGAGGCCAGAAUGUCCAUCUGCAACAUGUCAAUUGAGGGAGGUGCCAGAGCUGGAAUGAUCGCCCCUGACCAAAUUACCUUCGACUACCUCAAGGGCAAGCCCCUUGCUCCCAAGGUCGACAGCGCCGAGUGGAAGAAGGCCGUUGCAUACUGGUCUUCGUUGAAGACCGAUGAGGGUGCCAAGUUCGACCACGAUAUCUUCAUCGACGCAAAGGACAUCGCCCCUACCGUCUCUUGGGGUACCUCGCCCCAGGAUGUCGUUCCUAUCAACGGCGUUGUUCCCGGUCCCGACGACUUCCAGGACGAGAACAGAAAGAAGGCCUGCAUCAGAGCUCUUGAGUACAUGGGACUCACUGCCGGUACACCCAUGGAGGACGUUGUUUUGGAUAAGGUCUUCAUCGGAUCUUGCACAAAUGCCCGUAUCGAGGAUCUUCGCACCGCCGCUGGUAUUGUCAAGGGCAAGAAGGUCGCUUCCAACAUCAAGCGCGCAAUGGUUGUUCCCGGAUCUGGUCUAGUCAAGCAGCGCGCCGAGUCCGAGGGCCUCGAUCAAAUCUUCAUUGAUGCUGGCUUCGAGUGGAGAGAGGCUGGUUGCUCCAUGUGUCUUGGUAUGAACCCUGACAUUCUUUCCCCCAAGGAGCGCUGCGCCUCCACCUCGAACCGUAACUUCGAGGGCAGGCAAGGUGCUCAGGGUCGCACCCACUUGAUGUCUCCCGCCAUGGCCGCCGCUUGUGCUCUUGCUGGCAAGCUUGCCGACGUUCGCAAGCUCGAUGGUUACCAGCAGGUCACCGGCAAGGCUCCUCGUGAGGUUUCCGCUGAGCCUGAGGUAGCAGCACCCGAGAGUGACGCUGACCUUGAGGAGAUUAUGGACCUCGACGAGACCUCUCAGGGCAACACAGUGUCAAGUGGUGCCCCUACCACCUCGACUGGUAUGCCCAAGUUCACUCAGCUCAAGGGUCUUGCCGCUCCUCUCGAUCGUUCAAACGUUGAUACCGAUGCCAUCAUUCCCAAGCAGUUCUUGAAGACCAUCAAGCGUUCUGGUCUCAGCUCAGCUCUGUUCAACGACUGGCGCUACAACGAAGACAAGAGUGAGAACCCCGACUUCGUCCUCAACCAGAAGCCUUUCCGUGACGCAAAGAUCCUUGUUGUCCAGGGCCCCAACUUUGGUUGUGGUUCCAGCAGAGAACACGCUCCUUGGGCACUUCUCGACUUCGGUAUCCUCUGCAUUAUCGCCCCUUCGUUUGGUGACAUCUUCUUCAACAACUGCUUCAAGAACGGCAUGCUUCCCAUCCGUAUCGGCGACGAAGCUGUCCUCAAGAAGAUUUUCGACGAAGCCAGCACCGGCUCAGACAUCGAAGUUGAUCUCGUUAACCAAGAGAUCAAGAAGGCCGAUGGUACUGUCCUCUCAAAGUUCGAUGUCGAAGAGUUCCGCAAGCACUGUCUUGUCAACGGUCUCGACGACAUCGGCCUCACCAUGCAAAUGGACGAUAAGAUCGUCAAGUUUGAGCGUAGACGUACUGAGGAGACCCCUUGGCUUGACGGCUCUGGCUUCCUCAAGCGUGAUCGCAAGGGUCCCGUCAAGGUCGAAGCCGCACCGGUCCCAAAGACCAACCGUGGUGAGGAGAAGACCGAGCCUCUUGAGUGGUAGAACUUUACGCCAGUACAACGAAUAUCUGUUUCUAUUGGAGUUUACGCGAUUCAUGGGAAAAGCGAUUGGGGGUCUUGAUUAUUCUUCAAUUCUGCUAUUAGUUCGAUAUCACGCGUGGCUGGCGACAUCGCCCACUUUAUGUAUUGAUGUAUAACAUGUCUCUCAAGACAAUCCAUGACUGUAUUACAACAUUUUCUGCCCUUCCAUCAAGUCUGCUCUGAAAUGUUGUGUUGUAAAUUUAUGAAUUGAAA
This is a messenger RNA of Aureobasidium subglaciale EXF-2481, 2677 nucleotides long. RefSeq lists its product as uncharacterized. The transcript has a single exon. Gene Ontology annotation, molecular function: 4 iron, 4 sulfur cluster binding; 3-isopropylmalate dehydratase activity. Lineage: Eukaryota; Fungi; Ascomycota; Dothideomycetes; Dothideales; Saccotheciaceae. Gene Ontology annotation, biological process: L-leucine biosynthetic process. Gene Ontology annotation, cellular component: 3-isopropylmalate dehydratase complex. The record is from RefSeq and is a predicted model, not a curated record. Bases 108 to 2426 code for a protein of 772 amino acids.